Molecule: messenger RNA, 2694 nt
Organism: Rhopalosiphum maidis (corn leaf aphid)
Lineage: Eukaryota; Metazoa; Arthropoda; Insecta; Hemiptera; Aphididae
Source: RefSeq, a predicted model, not a curated record
UUCUUCAAUAGUCCGUUGCCAGUGGACUGGCGAAGGCCAAGGUCUGAUAUUUUUCUUUCGUACAUUUGCACACCGUAUAACAUAAACAUUAAAAUUAUAUUUUAUAUUUCCGACGAAACACCACUAUAACAUUUCUUCCGACAGUUUUUAAAAAUUGCUCACAUUCCAUCGCCGUCGUUGCCCAUUUGCCGCGCACACCUCAUUCGCGCGAGUGCAGUUUUUUGCGUAAAAAAAUUUUAAAUUAAAUUUUGAACCAAAAUUCGUUUUUUUUUUUAUCGUUUUUGUUGUGCGCCGUAUUUGUAUCCAGCCGCAGAGCGGUCCAGUUCGCCGCGCUAUCAACACCACACCGCCUACACGGAAGCACUAUCUUCUGACGUCAUUUCACGAAGACUACCGCCGUUUCAAAUGGACAAGUCCAGCGUGAGCGCGGUAUAUGCGUGCAUCAUGAUACUGACGGUAGCAUCGGCCACAUCUUUACAAGACUGCGAGGCUGACAUGACGGGAUUCGAGCUGGUUACCGGGUACGUGUUCACAGCACCCGAUGACUUGCUGGACAGCAUACCCGGCACGCUGAUGUUGACCGAUUGUCUGGAGGCUUGCCACGCUAACGACACAUGCGAAUCAGUCAACUACGAGACCGGGCUGUGUGUGAUGUUUUCGUCCAAUGCUGACGCAUAUCCAGGAGCGUUAAGCAAGUCACAGUUUCCGGUGUUUACGAUAUACGCACAGAAAACGUGUUUGGGCAUAAAGCCAUGUGAACGAGCCUGGUGUUUCGACCGAGUGCAAGGUUACAAGCUCAAAGGGUUUGGCAAGAAGAAGUUAGCCGCAACAUCUAGGCAAGACUGCUUGGAGUUGUGUCUGGGAGAAAGAGAAUUCUCUUGUCGAUCAGCUAACUACAACAACGGUACGGCGGAAUGCGAUAUGUCUGACAUGGACAGGCUGACAGUGGCCGGUCAGGGAGCAUUCGAACCGGCAGCCGGCAUUGACUAUUUGGAAAACAACUGCGUAGAUGAGCCGGUCAAGCUGUGCGAGUUUAAAAAGUUCCCAGGCCGCAUACUUAAGACUGUCGAUUCCGUGUACCAGGACGUGGGUUCUCUAGAUGACUGUCGGGAGCUGUGCCUUAACUCGCCGUAUAGGUGUCAUUCAUACGAUUACGGCGAUACCGGCGAACUCGUGUGCCGGCUCAGCCAUCAUUCCAGGGCUACAUUAGCAGACAUACAGGACCCCUACUUAGAAGUUCCAGAAGCUUCAACUUAUGAGCUCAACUCUUGUUACAAUAUAAGCAUCGAGUGUCGUUCAGGUGACAUGGUGGCUAGGAUUAAAACCAGCAAAUUAUUCAAUGGCAAAAUUUAUGCGAAAGGAAAUCCAAACUCAUGUGUUCAAGAUGUACGCGGAAGUUUGGACUUCGAACUCGAAAUGGCUUAUGAUGAUGUGGAGUGUAACGUAAAACAACAAGGUCUAGGUAGAUACAUGAACGACGUGAUUAUUCAACACCACGACACCAUAAUCACUAGUUCCGAUCUUGGUGUGGCCAUCACAUGUCAGUACGACUUGACAAAUAAAACAGUUUCAAACGAAGUAGAUCUGGGAAUACAGGGUGAUUUGAAGCCAGCCAUGACAGAGGAAGUUAUUGUGGACUCCCCGAAUGUUGCCAUGAAGAUUACGGACCGGCAAGGAGCUGACGUUAAGCCUACGGCCGAAGUGGGAGAUCCGCUGGCACUCCGAUUCGAAAUAUUGGACCCAAACAGCCCGUACGAGAUAUUUGUCAGAGAACUGGUAGCUAUGGACGGAGUGGAUUCAAGUGAAAUCGUGCUAAUUGACGCUGAUGGAUGUCCAACUGACCACUUUAUCAUGGGUCCCCUUUACAAAUCAUCAGACUCGGGAAGUGGAAAGAUUCUCUUAUCAUAUUUUGAUGCGUUCAAAUUCCCGUCAUCCGAGGUGGUCCAAUUUAGAGCUCUAGUUACACCUUGCAUGCCAACCUGCGAACCUGUUCAGUGCGACCAAGAAGACGCUUCUGGAGAACUAAGGUCCGUAAACUCAUUUGGAAAAAGAAGGCGGCGAAGGUCCACCAAAAGUACAUCGGACGCCAGAGACGACAUGCUGCUCGUGCAAAGCAUUCAAAUCACUGAUAAGUUCGGAUUCGGCGCGCAACAAGCAUCGCCGGAAAUGAAUCCUACGGACACAACAGCUUUUAGCAUAAAACACCACGACUACAACAUCGAUAGUUUAUGCGUUAAUUUAUUCGGUGUUAUAAUAUCAUGCCUAGUUUUUCUGGCCGUUCAAGUUGCGGUGCUAAUAGCAUGGGCGUACGUUUGGAACAAAAAGAGACACGUUGACAAGUACCAUCAACAAGAUGGACUGUCUGUGAGUAUGAGCAUACCGGUAGGACGAACGGACAGCAUGUGCAAGCUGUACGAUACGGGGUACGCAAAACGAUACUGAGUGAUCGACUUUUAAUGAUCCAUAAUGAGAUAGUUUGCCAUGACAGAUUUUUUAACCUAGAUUAGCUAAGAUACAAUUUAUAAAUUUGUUAAUCAUAUUGAUAAACAAUCUUUUUAAAGUGACAUCGCGCUCAAAUAGCCUUAACGGUCAAAAUAAAUAGAAAAAAUUUUAGUAUCUAUAAGACCGUUAACUUAUAUUUAAGCUAGACAGUUUGACUUUAAGUUUAAACUUUUUAUCUGAUUAUAAUUAUAA